AUGUCGGUCCUAGUUCGGCCGCGCUCCGUCCUGCGGUACGCCGCGACGUUGCGGCUCACUCGCCUCCCCCAAAUUGGUCAACAGCGCUCCUCUUUCGCGACGACGCGUGCCCUGCUCUCAGCUCCACGACGCUCGCAGUACUUCAGCUCGGGCUACACAACCAGCUACGACCCGAGCCAGGAAACGGGCCGCGGCCCCAUCUUUUCGAAGAAUCAGUUCGGCGUCCCGCAAUUCUACCCGCGCGACCUAAAGAGACGAGUGGAUGACUAUGUCGUUGGGCAAGAGAGGGCUAAGAAGACGAUAUGCUCGGUGAUUUUUAAUCAUUACCAGAACUUGCGGCGAAGGCAGACAUUGGAGAUGCAGGAGCAAAGAUUGAGAGAGAAGGCGGCUAGGCAGAAGUAUGCAGAGGAUAGGGAGGCGUUUGAGAGGGCUAAUUUUGCGAUGGCCGCGGAUGAGGAGUUUAUUGGGAUGCAUGAGACGUCAUCAUCGGCUUCUUUGAGGGGGUCUUCAUCUGCCCAUUCGGCUAUGGGAGAGGGUCUCUUCGAGCCCCUGGCGAAUGAUUACUAUGCUGCGCCGGAGGACUUCUCCCCUACAGAACACGUCAAGAUUGACAAGAGCAAUCUACUUUUGAUUGGUCCGACUGGCGUGGGGAAGACUUACAUCCUUGAGACCCUCAGCAAGAAGCUCAACGUACCCUUCACCAUCAGCGACUGCAACUCCUUCACGCAAGCCGGCUACAUCGGCCAGGACGUCGAGUCCUGCAUCGAGCGCCUACUGAUCGAAGCCAACUAUGAUGUCAAGGCCGCCGAGCACGGCAUCGUCGUCCUCGACGAGUUCGACAAGAUCGCGAAGAAAGAAACCGUCAACGGCCGCGAUGUCGGCGGCGAGGGCGUCCAACAAGCCCUCCUCAAGCUAGUCGAAGGCACAAAAGUCACCAUCAACGUCAAAGACCACCGAUCUUCACGCAACGCCCCCCCCACCCAACCCUCCGGCGGCUCUGGCGGCUCCGGCCCGGGCUAUACCUCCCACUCGUCAACCCCCCAGUCUUCCCCCCCUCCCACAGGCAAAGUCGAACAAUAUAUCGUCGAUACAACCAACAUCCUCUUCGUCUUCUGCGGGGCCUUCGUCGGCCUCGACAAAUGCGUCCUGCGCCGUGUCGCGAAACCUUCCAUCGGCUUCACCUCCGACAUACGCCCCUCCUACGCCAACAACAUGUCCCUCUCCGGCACACAAUCCCUCUUACCUCCUGAACUCUACGCCCACCUCCCCUUCCAGCCCUCGUCCCCACAAUCUGCCAACUUCACGCCUCUUGACCUGACCACCCCGCAAGACCUCCAAGCCUACGGUUUCAUUCCUGAACUCAUCGGCCGCUUGCACAACAUAUGUGCCUUGUCCCCUUUGACCCUCCAUGAACUCUACCGCAUCCUCACCGAACCGCGUAAUUCUUUGGUAGCCCAGUACACCGCGCUUUUCGAAACGUACCCCUCCCGGCUGUACUUCACGCGCCGCGCACUGUGGGCAAUCGCGGAGAAUGCGAUGAAGAAUGAGACAGGAGCCAGGGGACUCAAGAUGGAGAUGGAAAGGGUGUUGGCCGAGCCCAUGUUUGAUGCGCCGAUGCCGUAUGUGUUGAUUACCGAGGGAUGUGUGAAGGGAAAAGAGAAGGCGGGGUAUUGGGGGCGGGAGGGGAGGGCGGAGUGUGAGAGGCGGUUGAGGGAGGAGGAUGAGGGGUUUGGGGAGAUGCCUGAAGGGUCGGGGAGCGGUGGGGGACAUUUGGGCCAGGAGAGUUUCGAGGGGUGGAGGGAGGCUGGGUUGAGUGGUGCGUGA
Thermochaetoides thermophila DSM 1495 is the source of this 1824-nucleotide messenger RNA. RefSeq lists its product as uncharacterized. Gene Ontology annotation, cellular component: mitochondrial matrix. The record is from RefSeq and is a predicted model, not a curated record. Gene Ontology annotation, biological process: proteolysis; protein catabolic process. The transcript has 2 exons. The coding region runs from base 1 to 1824 and encodes 607 amino acids. Gene Ontology annotation, molecular function: ATP binding; ATP hydrolysis activity. Lineage: Eukaryota; Fungi; Ascomycota; Sordariomycetes; Sordariales; Chaetomiaceae.